Molecule: messenger RNA, 2832 nt
Organism: Linum trigynum
Lineage: Eukaryota; Viridiplantae; Streptophyta; Magnoliopsida; Malpighiales; Linaceae
Source: the annotation of a GenBank genome assembly
CCCUUGCGGGUAUCACCAUAUUCUUGUCUUCUUCAUCAUUUCACAGCCGCUGAUUCAGAGCCAUAUCUGGGAUUCGCCGCUUGGGGGAACUUCAAUUGAAUUAGGGAAUCGUGGGAUUCGUCGAUUCCUAACCAGAUCAGGGAUUCACUGCCUGCUGCUACUUGUUGUCGAAUGUUAUCUUUGUUUCUUCUCAAAAACAACUUCUUCCAUCUUCGGCCACCGGAGCUUUUGGCGACCAUAGUAGUUUCAACUGGAGGAACGAUUAGCAUUGGGUGCAAUCAGUAGCAGCAGCACGUGAAGGUGAAAGAUGAAGUAAUUAAUUGAUUAGGGAAUAAGAAAGGAGGUGUGUGGAGUUGAGAAGCAGGAGGUGGUGAUGUAGCUUGGCCUCCAAUUAUUAUCUGAACUUCUAUUUAAUGCCCUAACUUUUUAAAUUUUACGCCCUAAACUUACCGAAAGUGACGAUUUUACCCCAACCUAUUCCUAAUUCCUAGAAAAUCGUGAUCAGUUUUUUGCCCUAGACAAGACUCGCUCUGUUGCUCCGUACUAAUUCCGUUUUUCUACGUCUGUCACCGCCGCCACCUCCGACCACCAAAACAAAUCCUACGUUGUAGCUCAAUUCUCCCCCACUCGGGUGGCGCACGGAACCCUACCCUUGGCCAGAUGCAUGCCCUACCUGCCUCUGCUGCUCACCGGACGGGAAGAACCCAGCCAACGAUUCUUUUAUCCUCCCCUCUUCUUCCUUAUCGGGCGACGGCAGAGUUGGGCUCCCGGUGGACUUCAAAAGGCAUCAGAUUCGGCUCUCUUUCGAUCUUCUUCCUUCUCCCGAAGGAGGUGCAACUCCAGCAGAGAUGGGGGUAUCCUUCUUUAUCCUCAAAGUCGGCAAAAUCCGACGGCAGCAGCAUCGUAGAGUGGCGGCAGAUGUCGGGAUGAGGUUAGAUCGGAGACAGAGGAGGGGUAGGGGUUAAUUGAAUGUAAAGGGCAUAAGUGUAAUUGUAAUAGGUUUUAGGGCGACUGUUUUUGAACUCUAGGGCGUGAAAUAGUAACUCCCAUUAUUAUUCGCUCUGCUCCCAAAGUGUCUCAAGUUAAGGAGCAACGGUAUUUGUGGCAGUAACUGGUUGAUAAUCGUUAACCGGUUGACCAGUUAACCGAUUAACCGGAUUGCUACCAGUAUCGGUAGUCGGCAACAGCUUGCCUCUAAUCGAUAUACAGAUAACCGGUAACCAACCGAUUACCACUCGUAAUGAUGAGGACUUCUCAUUCCUUAUGCUCGCACAAUAGCUUUCAAAUCUCAUUUCUUCAUAACAUUUUAUUAUAUUAAAUUUAAUUAGAAUUUUCGAAUUGAAUCCAUGGAUUGUACUUGUAGUUGUAUGGCCAUAUUAUCGAUUAUGAAACAGCAAUACUAACCAUAUCAUAUUUCUGCACUAUUUUGAGUUUCUAUUUGCUCUCUCGACCCGAUCUCAAUUUAGAAUUUUGUUUCUACUAUAAACUUAUAUGGGAUCCCCUCAGCUCCAUCUUAAAUUCUCCGUAAAACCAUUUUCUCAGUGUCCAUCGUUCAUUGAAAUUUUGAUUUCAAAUUGUCCUAGCAAAACUUUUCCACAACUAUUUGCUAGGGUGGACAACGAGAUGGGAUUGGGUACUCGUUCUGUAUGAAACGGGUACCCAAUCUCAUUUGGAAAGCAAAGUCCAUUCCAUGUCUCAAAUUCUUAUGGGUUAACUUAUACCUAAAUUAUCCAUAUGGGUUAACGGGUACCCAAACUACCUGUAUAUACCCGUUCAACAUGAGAACAAUUACAAAACUACACUUGAAAAAAAUAACAAAAUCAAACCUGGAAAAAAAUGAAGAAGAGACUUGAUAGUUGGUACACUAGGCACAAAACAAAAUGGCAUCAGAAUUAAGAGAAGUAGCUAAGGCUUUGUCCAUCGGCUCCUCCUUACGUGAAAGGACAUAAGAUUUAAAAGAAGUAGCUAAAGCUACUUUCCAUAAUCACAUUCGGCCAUUGAUUAAUUGAACCCACAUAACAUGAAAAUGAUAUCUUGAUGAUGAAGCUAAUCUCCUAAAUCGUAAUUGAUAUUAUGGGUACUCAUACUACUCAAACGGUUAUUAGCGGAGAACCCGCAACCGCAGGUACCCAAUGUUGAAAAUUUUAAUUGCAAACCCUAUCUUUUUAUAAAUAUUACGGGUAUUUUAGUACCCAUAACCCUAAAAAAAUGGAAUGGGUUUGGACAUACCCAAAUACCCUUUUCUCGUUGCCUACCCCUACUAUGCCCCUUGAAAUGGCAUAUGUGUUGCCUCCUUUGGGCGACAAUAUCUAGACAUGUCAAUGGGUAGACCCAUUGGAUUAUUUGACUCAAAUGCCAUGACCCAUAUGGGUAUUGGGUCGGACCAAAAUGGACUCAAAUGCAUUUUUAAUGAUUUUGGUUUGGGUUGGUAUGAAUUGGGUCUUAUUUGGGUUAAUACACAAAAAUUAUAUAAACUAUUUCCUUAACUACUUUCAAUCCAAUUGUACACCUUUAAUGUAUGUGUUUUAUCCUUUCAAUUUUAUUCAUAGCAAAAAAUAAGACAAAAAUUGCAUUAUAAUCGGAUACCCAUUUUCAUGUGGACUUACAAUACUAUGGGUCCAAUUUAGACCCAAACUAAACAAUUGGGUAUGGAUAUGCCCAAAAGGAAAUUACCCAAACUUGAUUUGACCAAUAAUAAGUUGGAUUUGGGUAAUACCCAAACUUGAAAGCCCAUUUGCCAUCCCAGCAAUAUCAUGGUCCAUAAAAUCGUACCGGAUAUCGUACCGAAAAAGUCAACAGUAGAAUAUUUUAUAAUAAAAUCAUGGUUUAACU